AUGGUUAUAGGUUCUGGAGUAUACAGAAUCGGCAGUUUUGUAGAAUUUGAUUUGUGUGCUGUAAGUUGUCUACGUGAAUUUCGAAAUUUGAAUCGUAAAACCGUAAUGGUUAAUUAUAAUCCUGAAACGGUGAGCACGGAUUACGACAUGAGCGAUCGUCUUUACUUCGAAGAAAUUACAUUCGAAGUAGUAAUGGACAUUUACGACAACGAAUCGCCAGAAGGAAUCAUUUUAUCUAUGGGUGGAAAAUUGCCGAACAAUAUUGCUAUGAAUCUUCACAGACAACAAGCUAGAAUACUUGGAACGUCACCAGAAUCU
Molecule: messenger RNA, 318 nt
Organism: Polistes canadensis
Lineage: Eukaryota; Metazoa; Arthropoda; Insecta; Hymenoptera; Vespidae
Product: CAD protein-like
Exons: 1
Biological process (GO): L-glutamine metabolic process; L-citrulline biosynthetic process; UTP biosynthetic process
Cellular component (GO): cytosol; cytoplasm
Molecular function (GO): aspartate carbamoyltransferase activity; dihydroorotase activity
Source: RefSeq, a predicted model, not a curated record